UUUUUGCCUUCUCAUUGUUUCCAUUCAAACAUGGGCUCCUCCGACUAGACCUCCGGUGAGGUGUCUAUUUCUUUGCUUCUCUCUCGUCGUUCUGCGAUACCGACUAACAGUGCAUAGAAAAGCUUAUCCCGACAUUGUCAAAUUUGAAAAAAAUGCCAUUUCCUUCACAUAGUGUUCGUAUCUGGAAAUUUUAGUUGCAGAAUGCUGCAUUGCUCGGCUUCCUGUAUGCUACCAAAAUCGGGGCCUUCUCUGGCUGUCGCUUCCUGCGUAGUUAUCCCGUUUCAUGCAGCUUUGCCGAGCGCCUUGCGUGUGCCCAGCCGGGAAGGACUGCGGGCAGCAGCAAGCGGGUCCUUCGCCGUCUUGCGCGUGGCGACUGCAAAGAAGAGGAAGAGGUAUAGGAAACCAUAUCCAGGUGAAGCGAAGGGCAUUGUCGAGGAGAUGAGAUUUGUGGCUAUGAGGCUUAGAAAUAAAGGCACCACCAAGGUGAAGCAGCGACGGCGUAAGCAGAAACAGCAGCAGCAGGAAGUGGAGGAGGAGGAGGAGGAGGAGAUGGACGGCGACGAUGACAACGACGAGGAAGAAGAGGAGGAAGAGGAUGACGAAGGAGAGAAGGAGGGGGACGAAGAAGAGGAGGAAGCGUGGGAGGAAGAGGAUGACGAAGGAGAGAAGGAAGAGAGUAAGGAAGAGGACGAGGAGACGAAGGAAGAGGACGAGGAAGGAGAGCAGGAGUUGGAAUGUGACGGCGGCAAUAAUGCAGAGGAGACAUGGCAGCCCAGCGUCGAGGGCUAUCUCAAAUACUUGGUGGACAGCAAGCUCGUCUUCGACACCCUCGAUAAAAUUGUGGAUGAGGCCACUCAUGUCGCAUAUGCUGACUUCAGGAAACUUGGUUUGGAGCGAUCAGAUGCUCUUUCAAAAGAUAUAGAGUGGUUUAGCCAACAGGGCUACUUGAUUCCAGAACCGAGUUCUCCUGGUGUUUCUUACGCUAAAUAUCUGCGUGAAAUUUCAGAAACCAGUCUGCCAGCAUUCUUAUCUCAUUUCUAUAACAUAUAUUUCGCACAUAUAAGUGGUGGCCAGGUGAUAGGGAAGCAGGUAUCUGAGAACAUUCUUGAAAAUAAGGAACUGGAGUUCUACAAGUGGGAAGAUGAUGUGCCUGUAUUGUUGAAAACUCUAAGAGAAAAGCUUAAUAAGCUUGGAGAGCAAUGGACUAGAGAUGAGAAAAACAAAUGCCUAAGAGAAGCAGCAAAAUCAUUCAAGUUUUCUGGACAGAUCAUUCGAUUGAUUAUUACAUAGUUUCAACAUUUUUACAAAAUUGCCAGUAGGUUCUUGAGCUUUUGGUACCUGCCAGGCUGGUCAAACAAGCUGGUGCUGCAAACCCAUGCAGAAGAGGAGGAGCACGGUGGUAUUUUAAGCACGUUAGGUUUUGUCUGGUAGUGCAUGACAUUCACAGAGAGAAGUUACACGAUUCUGCUGCACGGUCUAUCUGUCUCUGAUGAGGAUUCCAACAACAUGGAGGAGGUAAUUAUACAGGCUUGUGACUCAAAGACAAAAUGCUGCUCAUCUAAUGCUGAAAAAUGUAUUCUAUGCGAUACGAUUGCUCCACUUCUAUAGCUAUUACUUGCACAUCGCAAGUAUUCAUUUUUGCGAAAAGUUACUUGACGAUGAUUUGGUUCUGACUAAACCAGAGGCCACAGUUUAUAUAGCUUUCUCCAGAUCUCUUUAUAGUUGAAAGGGUGAGAUUGGAGGUGAACUGUCUCCACUUCAUCUAACAUAGUUGGGAUAAAAUUCGGUGGUGAUUGAUUGGUGGUUUUGGUGGUAGUAGUGAUGACUUGUUUUGCUAUUUUGGGAAUUAAUGGUCAGAGCAAGGUAUUAGCGAACUAAAAUGCCGUGGUUUCAAAUUUUAUACACGGGUAUGAAUCUAAAUUUGAGCUAACUUACGUGUA
This is a messenger RNA of Nymphaea colorata (pocket water lily), 1940 nucleotides long. Its product is annotated as probable inactive heme oxygenase 2, chloroplastic. The record is from RefSeq and is a predicted model, not a curated record. Gene Ontology annotation, molecular function: heme oxygenase (decyclizing) activity. The transcript has 4 exons. Gene Ontology annotation, biological process: phytochromobilin biosynthetic process; heme oxidation. Lineage: Eukaryota; Viridiplantae; Streptophyta; Magnoliopsida; Nymphaeales; Nymphaeaceae. Bases 202 to 1290 code for a protein of 362 amino acids.